CGUGUGGUGUUCCUCUCGUUGAUUGACCAGGACUCUGCAAGAAUCGGUUCGUCUAUCAGGUCGCCGAGACCGGGCAAGGAGGAGCAGCGGCAACGGCCGGCAAAGGAGGCACGGCAGCACCACCACGGCCCAAGACUUUUGCGGUCGGCUGCUCCGACGACAUUCGAUGUCCGCAUCCCACACCGGCAGUCCAUGGACCAGACCCAUCUCGACCGACCGCCUGCGAAGUCCAACCCUCUCUUGUUUUCAACCACGAUCUCGCUGGUUUUCGUCGUCGACUUUUUUCCUUCAAUCGCAUGCGAAAAGUCGUCAUUUCCCAUCGUCCGAACUCUACGAACAACGGGAAUUCGCCGGUCUCGUCGCUGAGUGGUCGGCGUUGACACACAGUAAUUCUCUCAUUGGUCGGCUGCCACCCGCCACGAUCGGGACUUGGCUGAACACUGCCGGGGCACCUGGGCGAGGCAUGUCAGGGCCCCCGAUCGAGAGUCUCACGAGAUCAAAAAUGACGUCUUUGGCAUGGCCGAUUCAGGGAAGCCGAGCCAGAAUAGCGGCGAUACCAUCAUGUGCGGUGUCUUUCAGGAGAUCUUGGAUAGUGCAAGAGGCAGCCGGGAAAGCAGGGCCGGCAGACAAAGACCGCUUCCGUGACGUCGGCCGCGACAAGUGUCGGGCUGGGCCUGAACCUCGAAUUCGACCACGACGUGGAGCACCGGAAUCGGGAACCGGGAGUGUCUUUCUCACAAGCCACUCGGUUCUUCUGGAACCAAUUGUGUAUUCCUCAGGGGGGGUUACGGGGUGCAUCUCGGUACUGGCAAGCGCCACAUGGAGAGGCCGAGGACGUGUGUGCAUGGCGACGGGACACGAGCCCACAGCAGGGCGCAGUCGACAUUGUUGCCAGAGCCGGGUUGAGUCAGACUCGUGUUCGGCCGACGGCGGUCAGUGGUUAUUUUCGGAGUAUCGUUCCGGGCCAAGCGGUGGGAGAUAAGACGGGAGGACGUUCUGGAACUUGCAUGGAGGAUAUCCACGAUCCAAGGGACCAAGUGGAGGGUGGAGGAUGACUUUGAUGUGUCACAGCGC
This is a messenger RNA of Colletotrichum acutatum, 1074 nucleotides long. RefSeq lists its product as uncharacterized. The transcript has a single exon. The record is from RefSeq and is a predicted model, not a curated record. Lineage: Eukaryota; Fungi; Ascomycota; Sordariomycetes; Glomerellales; Glomerellaceae. The coding region runs from base 167 to 982 and encodes 271 amino acids.